Poecilia latipinna (sailfin molly) is the source of this 3085-nucleotide messenger RNA. It is a transcript of the gene pgpep1l, whose product is annotated as pyroglutamyl-peptidase I like. The coding region runs from base 572 to 1180 and encodes 202 amino acids. The record is from RefSeq and is a predicted model, not a curated record. Gene Ontology annotation, molecular function: pyroglutamyl-peptidase activity. NCBI's taxonomy places the organism in Eukaryota, Metazoa, Chordata, Actinopteri, Cyprinodontiformes, Poeciliidae. Gene Ontology annotation, cellular component: cytosol. Gene Ontology annotation, biological process: proteolysis. The transcript has 5 exons.
AAUAUAGCAUUUCUUUUCUUUCUAUGUUUAAUCAAUAGCAUCAGUGUAGUUUUUGUUGUGCCUGAUUUGCGUCAAAUGUUAAAUGUUUCAAUAAAUUAAAAAUCUUUUGUUGGCAAUUCUAGUAGAUAGUUUUUUUUUCUUUUUUCACAAUUUUGGAUGUAACAGUAGGGAAAAAUACAUUCACAUAUAACUUUCGUAAAGUACUGUUAAGAUAAAUUGUGAGGAAUGUUUUGUUUUUUUUUGGUAACGUUUUAAUAAACAUCAACUUCUCUGAUUGUUCAAGUGAUUCUGAAUUUAAAAUAAUUUUGUGAUAGUGGACAUUUAAAAAAAACUAAGUAUAUUACUAAAUGUCUGAGUAACGUUCUAUCACUUUGCAUUUCGGUCUAUUUGUAGUCUCCCCAGGCUCCUUUUGUCAUUAGUUUACCUGGAGCACAUGAACGCACCACUUCUAAUAGCUUCAGUUAUUUUAUGGAACGGCUCCUCCUGGCGGACGCAUCGUAAAUUACAAAAGGCACAAACGUUUUUCCCUCUGUUUACUCGACUUGCUACCCUCUAUUAGCUUGGAUACGCCAUGAGCGAAAGAGAACUUGUUGUUGUUACAGGGUUUGGACCGUUCAGACAGUUCUUGGUGAACCCCAGCUGGAUAACAGCCCAGGGAUUAAAGUUGGCCGGGAUGGGACGGCACAUCGAUGUUUACAUCAAGGAGCUGCCAGUUAGCUACAGUUCAACCCAGAGGAUUAUUGCUGAGCUUUGGCAGACCCUUAGACCGAAGUUUGCUGUUCACCUGGGCAUAGCCAGAGGUUCCAGUCUUGUCAUUUUGGAGCAAACCGGUAAGAACAGCGGGUACAGCACCCGAGACGUUUGCAGCUUCUGUCCCACAGAUCACCGCUGCAUCGAAGGUGGCCCAGAGAAACUGGACUCUGUUGUUAAUAUGAGGGCCAUCUCCAAGCACUUUAAGCAAGCAGGGAUGGAUGUGGUUCAUUCUAGAGAUGCUGGCAGAUACUUGUGUGAUUUUGCUUAUUACUGCUCACUGUAUCAUGGUGAGAGGAGAGCAGCUUUCAUCCAUAUACCCUCAUCUGGCAGCUUAUCCUCGGCUGGCAGACUGGUACCUCUUUUGCAGGAAAUAAUUGUCAUGAUGCUUGAUCAGCUGGAAGAAGUCAAAUGUCAUUCGGAAACAUAGGUAGGUUUUCACUCGGCAUGCCUUGAACUUCACUAUUGUCACGUUACAACUAUACUGUGGGGUAAUUCACUGAGGUUUGAAAUGAAAGGUUAACAAAAAAAAAAAAUCUGUGAACUUUAUUACUGAAAUUUCACCACAGUAUUGAUUUAAUUAAGCUCGGGGCCAUUUAAGGGAGACUUCUCACUACAUGAAUAUGCUUUGAUCUAAACUCGUAUCUUUUUAGCUCAGUCUCAAGUAUUUUACAUCCACCUUUAGGUUUUCUUCCAAGAUUGUCCUGUACGUAGAAAAAUUAAACAAACAAGCAUAGUUCUCAUUUACUUAUUUAUUCAAAAUUUCGGAAAAAGGUAAAAUACAAGAAAUUCUCUUAUACACAUUUUUGAGACGGCUUGUCAAAAAUACACCAUCUCAGCUAUAAGUGUGAAAAACAACUUUGAGGCCUCAGAUACAGAGCUUGAAAAGAAGACAGAGACUAGAGAAAACAGUUUGAUUAUUCUUCCCCUGUCAAGUUAUGAACACACAGAAUUUAAUAAGUGUAGUAGCAGUAGAAGACCAAGGCCCCUCCGAAGGUUUUAGGAAUGCAGAUGAAAUAAAACAAAAACAGACAUGAGUGAAUCGAUACACCUCAAACCUAAUUAUUGCAGGAGACUGCUGUGAUGCCUUCUCCAUAAACCUGACAUUUUUUUUAUGAAAAUAUUGAAAGAAUGUGAGUAUGAUUAUGCUUACAGUCUACAGUAAAUUAAAGAGCGACUUGUGAAACUUUAAAUUAUCUUUUUCUAACUACGCUGUUCACUUGUUACCUGAACUACCCGUAAUUUAUGCAACAUCCCUGUCCUGGCUCUGUCCAUGUUGGAAAUGCUGCACAUUUGACAGGUUUGGGAUCUAAUAGUAACUGGUAGCUCAUCCCUUAGCAGGUCAGUGACUGCUAAGAACUGAAAAACAAAAAAAUAUAUAUAUUUAACGAUUUCUGGACAAACAUAAACACACAGAUAUGUUAACGUCUUGAACUUUUUUGCUUGUCAGUGGUGGUUUCUGUAAAGAAAUUCAGCAGCAACUUGGCUCUUUAAAAAACAUGAAAAGAUUGUUCAGUUGCAUGAUUAAGAGGACUGAGCACCAAACUUUUACAUUAAAAGUUACCUUGUGGGUAACUUCUAAUUUGAAAAAAAAGGAAAAGAAAAAAAAAAAAAAACUUUCCUCCAAGUCCAUCAAUAUGCCAAUGGCCAUGAGUAAAACGUGCAGCUGAGGCUUUGAAAGAGGUUUUGAGGUGUUGGAGCUGCUUCGCUUCCUUGUACAGAUAACAUUUUUGGUGAUGCUGUAAGAUCCACUGUGGUGACUAAACUGGCAGCACUAAAAGUGGUGUGUGUGUAUGUAUAGAUACAGUGGAAACACAACCCCUGUUAAGAUGCCUGCUUAUAUGUACAAAGUGAAAUCAUGAUAAACCAUGUCAGAACGUUUUCCUCCUUUAAUGUACCACAAACUUGGAAAAACAAACCAAAAAUCUUUGAGAGAAGAGCACAAAAGAGUUUCCAGGGUUUUAGAUAUUCCACGCAGCACAGUUCAAAGAGUCAACAUCAGGUUGAGAAAUUGGGGCGUAACAAUGACAUUACCAGAAACUGGACAACAUGCGAAGUUAGCGGAAAGACGAGAAGAAAACUGGUCAGGAAGUCUGGCAAGUUCUGACUGUGUAGCAUGUGAGAUGACGGUCUCCUGUGUUCUUUACGUGUCUAGGAUAUGGAGUAGAGAGACAAACUGGAAUCCAAUCCGAUUUAGCAAAAACACAUUUGACAUUUCCCAAACCCAUGACAUGAAAAUGUGUUGCAGCUCAACAAAACCAGUGUUUAAUUUUUUUUUUGGGGGGGCUAUCUAUUUCCAAAGGUGUUGAGAACAAACAAGGCACCUUAGUAAAAA